AUGUCGGGCCAUGCUUCCACGGCCGGCCAAGGCUCCCGUCACGAUUCCCCUGUAGCUUCUCAGGCUGGAACAUCGCACGGGGGCACCGCGGACCCCUCCUCGCACCAAGGAGGCAAAGACAAUAAGCCCAAGUAUGAAUUAACAGACGCGCAGUUGAUUGGUAGGCGGGUUGACCUACCUGCAGAGGCAUUCCACAAGGCGGGUCAAGAGCAGACUCGUUUCACGGCUCGCCCCGGUUAUAAUGAGAAGGGCAAGCCUAUCAAGGUUCAGUUGAACCUAUUCCCCGUUUCCAGCUGGUCGGACUCGGAGAUAUACCAAUAUGACAUCAACGUUUCUCCAAAUAUCCACGACUCUCGCGGUUUGGUGACGAAAGUGUGGAACACAACGACAGUCCUGGAGGCUCUAAGGGCCAAGGGUGGCAAGUGGCUGUGCGACGGCCACAAGCUUGCCUGGUCCUCCGAGAAGAUUGAUCGUAACGAAACACGCAUUGUUGUUGACCUGGAUACUCUGGAAGAGAAGGAGGCCCAGAGCCCCGAGGUGUACAAGAAGGUGGUCGAUAGAAACAGCGUCUAUUAUUUGACAAUUCGCCAGACCAAGACGAUCCGUCUUUCCUAUCUCAAGGCCUAUCUCCAAGGCAAGAUCCCCUGGGACGCCCAUGUCCUGGAAUGCAUGAACUUCUUCGAUCAUUGCAUGCGCCAGUAUCCGUCUCAGAAACUGUUGUGCAUCAAGCGCAACUUCUAUGACCGAGACCGCCCUAAGGCUAAACUUGGGUUUGACCUGGUCAUCAAUCAGGGAAUUUACUCGACAGUACGGCUGAGCGAGGCUAUCAAUCGCGGUGGCACAGGACUUGCCAUAAAUGUCGAUAGGUGCAACACAGCGUUCUGGCCGUUCGACAGCCUGGACCAAUUGGCCCUUCGAAUGGUGAAUUGUCACAAGUAUGACUGGUCACAUGCCGACAUCAAUAAGCUGGUCACUUAUCUGAGACCGGAAGAGAGGGUGCACCCAAAAACAGGCGAACAGGCGUGGACCAUGUCUGAGGCGUUCUUAUGCUUGCGUCGAAUGACGAAGCUUAAAUUUGUCGUGAACCAUCGUGGAAAGAUGGGAGAGACUAAGGUCUACACGCUCAAGCGUCUCAUCUUCGAGCAGAAGUAUGGUCGUGACGGCGCUCAUUCAAAGGCUGUCACUUUCGAGAAGAAGAUGCCAGAUGGGACGACGAAAACCACAACCGUACACGACCACUACCUUGAACGCUGGGGCUUCAGGCUCCUUUACCCCUAUUUGCCGAUCAUAGAGACUACACGUGGUGGUCUGUAUCCGAUGGAACUGUGCAAUACAUUGCCAGAUCAGCGAUACUUAUUCAAGCUGAAUCCUGAGCAGACCAAAGAUAUGAUCAAGAAGGCGGUUUGCAAACCGCCUCAACGACUGAAAGAUAUCAUGGAAGGCGUUAGGGAGUUGGAUUGGCCGAAAGAUCCAUACCUCAACGCGUUCGGAAUCAAAAUCAGUCCCCAAAUGGCGGUAACUCAAGCCAGACUCCUGCAAAACCCGGAGGUGUCAUUCGGCAAUCAGAAGAUCAACCCAGGCACCUCCGGGAGAUGGGAUCUUCGGGGCAAGACAUUCCUAGAGCCGAACGCCUAUGAGCUGAAGUCAUGGUCAUUCAUCUGCUUAGGACAAGCCUGCAAACAAAACGAGCUAGAGAACUUUGCCAGACAGUUCUCAGGUGCCUAUCGAAACCAUGGAGCGAAGAUCACAAAGGCCCCUUACAUGCGGAUGAUGUCGUACAGCGAAGGCAACUACUCGGAUCUCGUCAAAAUAGCGGUCCAAGAAACGACACGUUACUGCAAGGAGUACCCGCAAAUCAUCUUCUUCCUCCUAGAAAACAAGAAUAUCCUCUCGUACGAACGUAUCAAGAAGACCAUGGAUUGCACGUUCAAUAUUGUGUCGCAGUGCCUUCAGGGAGGACACGCCUCAAAGUGCAAUGCUCAAUACAUAAGCAAUCUGGCGAUGAAGGUGAACAGCAAGCUUGGCGGUGUCACUUGCAGGGUUCCGGUGAGGGAGAAUCGUGCACCAGCUUUCUGGUCUCGGCCUACCCUCAUCAUAGGCCUGGACGUGUCUCAUGGUGGCGCCAUAGGCCAGAAUCCGUCUAUGGCAGCUUUGACUAUGUCUCUAGAUAAAGACGCAACGCGCUAUGCUGCCGCUUGUGAGACCAACGGUUACCGCGUUGAAGUAGUCAGGGCGACGACCAUGCACAUGAUGCUUCCCAAGCUUGUUCGACACUGGAAGUCGAUUAACGGAUGUGCGCCGAGGCACGUUUACUUUAUUCGCGAUGGUGUUUCCGAGGGGCAGUUCCAGGAUGUCCUCGACAUAGAAUUGGGAGAGAUUCGACGAAUCUUUAGAGAGAAUGACUGCCACCCGCAGUUUACUGUCAUUAUUGCGACAAAACGCCAUCACGUGCGCUUCUUCCCGAAGUCGGGUGAUAGGACGACCGCUGACCAUAACGGAAACCCAUUGCCCGGCACUCUGGUUGAGCGGGAUGUGACACAUCCUCAGCAUUUCGACUUCUACCUCUGUUCGCACGUGGCAAUUCAAGGCACCGCUCGACCGGUGCACUACCAAGUCAUCUUGGACGAGGCAGGUAUCAAGCCUGACGACCUUCAAAAGAUGAUUUAUCAACAGUGCUACCAGUAUUGCCGAUCGACUACGCCGGUAUCUCUUCACCCGGCCGUGUAUUAUUCCCAUUUGGCGUCCAACCGUGCACGCUGCCACGAGAACAUCGACCCCGAUCAUCUUAUCCUGGCGUAUGGUAAACCUGGUUUCCCAUACGGAAAGAUGCCGGAGGAGAUUUACCCUGACCACGAAGAACAGUCCGCCAUAGCGCCAUACCUGAUUCCCAUGGCUGCCCGGGGCGUGUCCAAAGACGCCAUUCGAUUCAUGAACACCACGAUGUGGUACGUCUAA
Molecule: messenger RNA, 2955 nt
Organism: Durotheca rogersii
Lineage: Eukaryota; Fungi; Ascomycota; Sordariomycetes; Xylariales; Xylariaceae
Product: Piwi-domain-containing protein
Exons: 8
Coding region: 1-2955 (984 amino acids)
Molecular function (GO): protein binding; RNA binding
Source: RefSeq, a predicted model, not a curated record